This is a messenger RNA of Setaria italica (foxtail millet), 580 nucleotides long. Its product is annotated as periaxin. The record is from RefSeq and is a predicted model, not a curated record. The transcript has a single exon. The coding region runs from base 92 to 418 and encodes 108 amino acids. Lineage: Eukaryota; Viridiplantae; Streptophyta; Magnoliopsida; Poales; Poaceae.
UAAGCCUCCUCCGAUCCGACUCCACAGAGCACGUGCGUUCCAACGCUUCCGGGGUUCUAACUCACAGAUCGUUCGAGCCGUCCGGUCCAAUAUGGCAUCGAGAACCGCCGUGUCCUCUCCUGCCCUCCUCCUCGUCGCGCUGCUGCUCUCGUGCGCCAUCAUGAUGAGCAGCGCGGCGCCGAGGCUGGAGGAGGAGGCGCCUAAUAAGGAGGAGCCGGAGCUCCCGCCGCACCUGCCCGUGCCGGAGCUGCUGGUUCCAGAACACGAGCUGCCUCCGUUCCCGGAGGUCCACCUGCCGCCGUUCCCUGAGGUCGACCUGCCGCCAAAGCCCGAGCUGCCAGAGGUGAAGCUGCCGCCUAAGCCCGAGACCCCCGGCGUUCCCGAGUUCCACUUCCCAGAGCCAGAUGCUAAGCCAUGAUUGCACGAUCGGGUUGCGUAUCGGUCAUGUGCGUGUAUGGAUUCUGUUUGUGUCAUCGUGUGUACUUGUGAUGUCCCCUGGACCCCUGGUCCAUGUACUUGAUGCAUGAUGAGAGUGCUUGUGUGUUUAUCAACAACAAUAAGAUGGAUAUAUCAAUGUUUU